Messenger RNA from Pyricularia oryzae 70-15, 2102 nucleotides. RefSeq names its product ceramide glucosyltransferase. The transcript has 2 exons. Gene Ontology annotation, cellular component: membrane. Lineage: Eukaryota; Fungi; Ascomycota; Sordariomycetes; Magnaporthales; Pyriculariaceae. The coding region runs from base 469 to 1953 and encodes 494 amino acids. The record is from RefSeq and is a predicted model, not a curated record. Gene Ontology annotation, biological process: glucosylceramide biosynthetic process. Gene Ontology annotation, molecular function: ceramide glucosyltransferase activity.
GGAGAAUUGAGUUCCUAAAGACAGUGGCAGGCGGUGUCAGGCUCGCGUAGCUUUAGCACAGGGUUGGCUGAUUUUACCACAGAGUACCCUUAGGGACGAAGGGAAAUCGUCACUUCGCGUAGCCCGAAAAAAAAAAUCAUUUAGAUUCCACGCGACUGAAGGAACGGAUAGAUGGGAUCCACCAGCUAGACCUAUCGAAUUUCACAGUCAUGGGUCUUUACUUCAGGGGCUUUUCCUCAACUAGAGAUCAGCAGAGAGGUGGUAGUUGAGAGAGUAAUGAAGCCAAAACCUUCUGCCAAACCUCGAAUCAAGCCUCUGCUUCUUCAAUAAAGCAACAGAUUCAUCUGUCUCACCGCACUUUGUGAGCCUUCGUCGCACCCGCUCGCUCGCCCGCUUCCUCAUUACGCCCACCAUCCUCGUGCACACAUUUGCGACCGUUGCGCUUUGCGACGACACCACAUUCAACAGAUGCCGUUGCUCAUGGACGGGCUGGCUUAUGCCGGAGCUAUCUGGUCGCUUAUUGUUUUUUGCGUACAGGCCAUUGGUUUAUAUCAACUCUUCCGCUCAUAUUCGCGCCCUCCGCCGCCACCAGUAUCGCCUUCACUCACAUCUGAGGAUGUACCGCACGUAACCGUGAUCCGCCCAGUCAAAGGUCUUGAGCCGCGGCUGUACGAAUGCCUGAUCUCGACCCUCCAGCAAUCGUACCCAAGAGACAAGCUGAGCGUGCACCUCUGCAUUUCGUCCAAAGAAGACCCAGCCUACCCUGUCCUAAAGAAAGUCGUGGUCGAAUACAGCGCCACACAUGACGUCCGUCUCUUUGUCGAAACCGAGGAUCCGUUGCUCUACGGCACCACUGGCGACACACGUAACCUUGGCCCCAACCCCAAGAUCCGCAACAUCAGUCAUGCCUACCGUGAAGCCAAAGGCGACAUAAUAUGGAUCAUUGACUGCAAUAUAUGGGUGUCUAAAGGCACGGCUGGCCGGAUGGUUGACAAGCUAUGUGGCUUCCCUGCCGGCUCCAGGCCCUACAAAUUCGUUCACCAGCUCCCACUGUCUGUGGACGUCACUCCGCCUCAAGACUCCGGAGUCCUGCGGACCGGCGGCGGCCGCCUUGAUGAGAUGUUCAUGGCAACUACACACGGCAAAUUCUACAGCGCCAUCAACACCGUCGGCGUCGCACCCUGCAUCUGCGGAAAGAGCAACAUGUUUCGCAAAUCUCAUCUCGACCGCCUCACUGACCCUGCACACAAUCCUAUACUACCUAAAGAAACGGCGACUCGCCCACGCGGGAUAGACUACUUCUCGGCAUACAUCUGCGAGGACCAUCUGAUUGGAGAUUUACUGUGGCGUUCGCAGGUGCCAGGCCACGGCAACCACGGUCUAGUAUUUGGCGAUCUGGCCUUGCAGCCCAUGAUGAACAACUCGGUCGGGUCGUAUAUUGCCCGCCGGGUAAGGUGGCUUCGCGUGCGCAAGUGGACGGUUCUGCUGGCAACCUUGGUCGAGCCUGGCGUCGAGUCUAUGGUUUGCUGCAUGGCGUUCGCCCACGCUCUAACCACCACGCCGUGGUGUCCCAACCCCGCCGACUGGCCCAUCCCGCAUACCUGGACUGCCCUGUGGUCCAUCUGGCUGGCUGCAAUCGCCGUCUGGGCGACGCUGGACUAUGUGGUGUACCAUUUUCUCCACUCCUGUCGCAGCAUCGAGAAGGAUGCAGACUCGCCAGAUUUUGCCCAAGGCAACGAGCUCAUGAAGCGGCCUUUUGGCGCCUGGAUUCUCGCGUGGAUUGGACGUGAAAUUUUGGCACUGCCUAUUUGGACCAGGGCUGUGUUAUUGGGCACGACGGUCACAUGGAGAGGCACCAAAUUCAAGGUAAGACCAGACCAAAGCGUGGUCGAUAUUCCAAAUGCAGGGGCCAAAUCGAAUGGAAUUGGGUCGACGAACAGAAAGGUCCGUUGAAUUGAGGUAAUUCUCUUUUGAGGGGGUGGGGGUAAGUUUCCAGACGUGAAAGGCGUGCUAGAUAACUAUCAGGGUUAGCUUAAACAACCUAUAAACUCCGAUACACUUGUUAAAUACACACUAUAAUACUGAAUAUUUGUACAUGACCA